UCAAUCACUUGAUUUACAUUAUCAAAAUAAUAGAAUAACGAACCUCCCUCUCUAUAUAAUGGAAUCCAAACCCUUAAACGACGUCGUGGCAUCAAAGCCGAAUCACGACUCAACCGAAACAGCAUCAUCGCCAUCGCCAUCAGAAUUCGAGAAGAAGCAGAAACAUUACCAAGAAAUCAUCGCCACGCUUCCUCACGAAAAUGGCUGGCGACCAAAAGACCCGUUCGUCGAGUACGGUGGUCACUGGUGGCUACAACCUCUCCUCGAAGGUUUACUCCACGCCCAGUCAUUCUUCAAAGCUCGACCCAAUGACUUCUUCGUCUGCAGCUACCCGAAAACCGGCACGACUUGGCUCAAAGCUCUAACCUUUGCAAUCGCGAAUCGCUCUAGGUUCGACGAUUCCACAAACCCUCUUCUCAAACGCAACCCGCACGAGUUCGUGCCUUACAUCGAAAUCGAUUUCCCCUUUUUCCCAGGCGUUGAUGUCCUUAACGACGCAGGAAACACGCUCUUCUCCACUCAUAUCCCUUACGAUCUCUUGCCCGAAUCGAUCGUGAAAUCAGGUUGCAAGAUGGUUUACAUCUGGAGAGACCCUAAAGACACGUUUGUGUCGAUGUGGACUUUUGCUCACAAGGAGAGAUCACAACAAGGAGCUCUCAUCAGCCUCGAGGAAGCUUUUGAUAAGUAUUGUCAAGGUUUGUCUGCGUACGGUCCUUACCUUGAUCAUGUUUUAGGGUACUGGAAGGCUCACGAAGCAAACCCAGAUCAGAUUCUGUUUCUCAAGUACGAGACGAUGAGAGCUGAUCCAUUGCCGUACGUGAAGAGGUUGGCUGAGUUUAUGGGGUAUGGAUUCACGGAGGAGGAAGAGGAAAAAAGGGUUGUUGAGAAAGUUGUGAAGCUUUGUAGCUUUGAGAAUCUGAAGAAUCUUGAAGCUAACAAAGGGGACAAGGAUAGAGAAGAUCGUCCUGCUGUUUAUGCCAACAGUGCUUAUUUCAGGAAAGGGAAAGUUGGGGAUUGGCAGAAUUAUUUGACUCCGGAGAUGGUGGCUCGCAUUGAUGGUUUGAUGGAGGAGAAGUUUAAAGGAACUGGUUUUCUUUCUUCAGCACCAUGAAUGAUCCCUUUUUUUUGAGUUUCUUUUCCAAGCGAUGACUGUCUGAUUCUUCUGAUCCUAAUUAUGCUGGUUUGUGGCAUAAGUUGCUUCAUUGAAUGAAUCUGUAUUGAAGCGUUACUGUUGUUUCUGAGUGUGUUUAUCAUUAUAUGUAUCGAUUUUUCUUAUUGGUCAUAAAUUAAUGAACUUUUCUUUCAGAGAUGCAAA
Messenger RNA from Eutrema salsugineum, 1315 nucleotides. RefSeq names its product cytosolic sulfotransferase 17. Bases 59 to 1111 code for a protein of 350 amino acids. Gene Ontology annotation, biological process: sulfation. Gene Ontology annotation, cellular component: cytoplasm. NCBI's taxonomy places the organism in Eukaryota, Viridiplantae, Streptophyta, Magnoliopsida, Brassicales, Brassicaceae. The transcript has a single exon. Gene Ontology annotation, molecular function: aromatic desulfoglucosinolate sulfotransferase activity. The record is from RefSeq and is a predicted model, not a curated record.